Messenger RNA from Prorocentrum cordatum, 1472 nucleotides. The record is from the annotation of a GenBank genome assembly. Lineage: Eukaryota; Dinophyceae; Prorocentrales; Prorocentraceae.
GGCUUGCAGUCGGACGCCAGCAACAUGGGCGACCGCUUGCGGGAAUUGUUCCGAGUGCGCAGCGUUGCUGCGUCCGCGGCCGCCGACAUUCGCCCGCCGCUGGUGACCCUCGUCCGCCAGGUCUUGCAGCCGCCCCGCGUCUGCGGGGACGGCGCGGCGACGAGCGUCGAGGGCAUGGCCAUGCGAGAGGCUUCGGAGGCAGUGGUCAUCCGCGUGGAGAGCAUGCACCACCAGAUGACAUGUGACAUGUUCGCGGUGGACGCGCGGGCGGACUGGCGGGCCACCGUCUUCCCCGUCAGCGUUAUGGGCGGCGACGCCGUCCCCUACGAGGUGGCGGCGUUCGUGCAGGGCCGCGCGGCGCGGAUGCGCAGCGGCCACGUUGCCUGCGUCAACAAGGCCGGGCGCUGGUUCGAGCUCGACGACGCCGUCGUGACGGAGCUGCCAGAGCCGCCCGAGGCGUACCCGUACCUGGUCUUCCUGGCCCGCGCGCGGCCCCGGCGAUCGAUUCCGAUGGGCGGGAAGCGGCGCGGCCUCGGCGAGCCAGACGACGCUCUGGAGGCCGCUGCUGAGCUGCCGCGACUGGACCAUGCGGCGUCGAGAGGCAGCGCUGCUGGCUCAGCAUCUGGAUCCGGCAGCGGCGGCCGCGGCUUGCCCUGCGCCGCCAGCUCGGCCGCUCGUCUUGGCCAGCGCGGCAAGGAUCGGAAAGGCAGAAACCAGACUGGCAGAGAUCAGAGCGGCCAUGACCACGCCGGCAGGGACCAGACCGGCAGAGACCGCGCCGGCCAGCAGGCAGGCAUCGCCGGAGUGCACCCAGCUGCCAGGGCCGUCUGGAACGCGUCGGCGGCCGCGGACAACAGGAACCACACCCGGGCAGACGCCGAGAACAGCGUUGACGACCCCGUUCAGCGGUGCGUGGGUACUUGGGAUCUCCGACGCAGCAGCGCGGACGUGAAGCGCCGCUCCUGGUCGCCAAAGGGCCGAGAGUUCGCCUUCCGCGAGGAUUGGAAAAAACACGUGGAUGACGAGCACGGCGGCGUCCAGCGCUACCCCAAUGCCCUGUUCUCGACGCUGUCGUUGAAACCCUACGUGGUCAAGGGGGAGGCGUGGCGUGAGAUCGUGGCCAACUACGCGGAUUUCUACGCCAGGUCCGCCACGGACUGGGAGAAGCCGACUCAGCGCAUGCGCGAGCUCGCUCAGAGUCCUGAAGGGUUGCCUGCAGCUGAGCGCUGGGCGCCCCGGACCCGCUGCGCGUACGUCUUCUGUGCCAGGCUGCACUGGUCCGAGGACCUCUCCUGGGAGCUCCUGGCUGGCGAAGACUGCUUCGUGAAGAACCCCGAGGCGGUGGCCAAGCUGCUCUUUGGGGAGGUCUACCACAAGCACUGGCCCGACAUCCCCGAGGCCGAGCUCCGCGCAUCUGCAUUGCGGUUGCGCAUUGGAGACGCAGACACCUUCCAGCUCGUCCUCAUGUUCCU